UGUUUCAAUCUCAUGGGUAUAUCAAUUUCAAUUGGAAAAUGUGAAAUGCUUCUCACUGGUCAUGACAUUCUUGUAAUUUGAGAGGGAAAAACCAAGUCUUUCUUCCAUUUAGUCCUUCACUCAAUCAGUCUUAACUCUAAGAGAUUCUAAAUCUAAAUCUAAAAUAGAAAAAGAAAAAAAAAUGAAGAUUCAACUCUCAUAACUUUUGAGUCUUCAGUCACCAUGUCACCUACCCCUCUUAUUGAAUAUACUUGCAUUUCUUUCUUGGUCAACCCCUUUCAGGUUUUGCCUUUCUUGCUCUCUCAGACAUUUAUACAAACACAUACCGGAAAACUAAGGAAAGAAAGAGAUAUACUUUGAUCUGCCAUGUCUGAAAUUGUUACUGAAGCUUGGAAGAAGUACCUUUUGCAACUACAACUAAACCCACUUAGAACAAAGGCUAUUACUGCUGGAGUUCUUGCUGGAUGCAGUGAUUUUGCUGCCCAGAAAAUUUCUGGGGUCAAAAAGUUUCAAUUUAGGAGACUAUUCCUCCUUAUGUUAUAUGGGUUCUUCUAUUCUGGACCAGUUGGGCAUUUUUUGCACAAAAUGAUGGACAAGAUUUUUAAAGGAAAGAAGGGAAAUACAACAGUAGGAAAGAAGGUUUUACUGGAACAAUUGACAGCUAGUCCAUGGAACAACUUGUGUUUCAUGAUGUAUUAUGGUCUUGUGGUUGAAGGAAGAUCAUGGUCACUGGUAAAGAACAAGGUCAAAAAAGAUUAUCCUACUGUACAAUCUACCUCUUGGAAGUUUUGGCCGAUUGUAAACUGGGUGAACUAUCAGUAUAUGCCUUUGCAACUUCGUGUUCUAUUUCACAGCCUCAUUGCCUCUUGCUGGGCAAUCUUCCUUAACCUCAAAGCAAGAUCUACCGCGAUCAAGAAAGCCUAGCUUGAGACAUAAAGCGGUAUAUCAUCUUCGCGUUGAUGAGUUUCUAACUGUUGGAAAUCAAUUGCCUGAUAACAGCUUGAGGAGUUGUAAAUUCAUCUAUCAUAUUGAAGAUAUAUGUAGUUGUAUUAUUGAGAAUGAUAGUAGAUUGUUUGUAAGCCUAUCUCCAAAACCCAAACCAUUGCCCUGUUUUCAUGGGACUUUUGAGCUUUUUUUAGACAAUGUGGGGACUGUAAUAAGAAAUUGUUGAUCAUUACUUUUUUGAGAUGAAAGUAGGUUGAAAAUCGGGUUUUAUUUUAGUUGGAGUAAGUAUCCCUUUUCUCAUGUCUCGGGUUCGAUUUUCGUCUGGUUCUAGCAUUUCUUUAGUAUACCAUGUAAUCAAAAAAAAAGAAAUGGAAGUAGGUUGGGAAAUGUAGAUAGUCCAGGCUCGGGUUCACCCAAAGCAUGGCGCGACAAAACACGAGAACCAAAAACAUUGGUCGGGGUGGUUUUCGGAUACAAAAAGGGGAAAUAGCAUGACACGACCCAUGGCAUGAGAGC
Molecule: messenger RNA, 1461 nt
Organism: Amaranthus tricolor (Joseph's coat)
Lineage: Eukaryota; Viridiplantae; Streptophyta; Magnoliopsida; Caryophyllales; Amaranthaceae
Product: peroxisomal membrane protein PMP22
Exons: 7
Coding region: 367-924 (185 amino acids)
Cellular component (GO): membrane; cytoplasm
Source: RefSeq, a predicted model, not a curated record